AUGUUAAUAGUAUCGUUACAUAUAACACAACAAAACUAUAGCAAUAAUAGUUCAUUGAAAAUAAUUGAUCGUAGUGCAAUGAAAACAUCAUCAUCAGUGGGAGUAUCAAUGAACGUUAUUAUUGCUCUGAUGGGAUGUAUCAUAUUUGCAACAUUAUCCAUUAUAUUGAUUGCGUUACUCGCUAAACAUCGUAUUAAUCGUUUCAAAACAAGAUUUUGUGGUUCCCGUGAUCCAUGUGCAAAUCAAUCGGUUGUACAUCGAUUUCAUCCAGAAAUAUUACUUCGACCCUCUGUAUUGGAAUUGUACAAUAAAGAAAUUGAGCAACGUAAAGAGAAAAAGCAGUUUAAUAUGUUUGAUAAUGCCCUACUACAUUAUACUGUACCAAAAACUCAUAGCGACAAAGCAACUAAACAACUGAAACUAGUUUCUGUAGUAGAAACACCAUCAAGAUCCCCAUCCAUGACAGAACGAGAAACAAAAUCGACAAAAACAAACUCACAGCAGCAUUUCGGACUUAAAAAUCUUGAUUAUCUUGUGGGCUCUACUCAAACUUUUGCGGCAACAACCGAUCGUAUUUAUAGAAAAUCUAUACCACCUUAUCAGCGGAGACAAUCAAAUACAACAUUAUGUAUAGGUAGCUAA
This is a messenger RNA of Didymodactylos carnosus, 642 nucleotides long. Lineage: Eukaryota; Metazoa; Rotifera; Eurotatoria; Philodinida; Philodinidae. The record is from the annotation of a GenBank genome assembly.